Molecule: messenger RNA, 357 nt
Organism: Leptosia nina
Lineage: Eukaryota; Metazoa; Arthropoda; Insecta; Lepidoptera; Pieridae
Source: the annotation of a GenBank genome assembly
AUGAAAAAAAUCAUAUAUCCACCCAUUUUCAGCGAUUAUGGGCGUGCGGCAUAUCUGUGCGUCCGCGCAGUGCGUAAGCCGAAGGCUCUUUGUCUGCCAAAUUUAGGGUUGGCAUUUUUUCAACAUGUUAAUAACGUGAUAUAUCAUUCUCGCCACGCUCAUAAUUAUAAUGGUAAUGGCGCUUAUUAUGGCCACGUGCCCGCUGUCGAGAUGAAGCUGAAACUCCUAUCCGAUAUGGUGUCGGAGGCAAUUGAAAUUCGGUUAUCGAAACAACAGUUAAUUGUAUCUCAUUUGCGGGACAACGGCGCAAUGAGUGUCGGCAUGCUUACUAUUACUUUCAGAUUCGAUACUCGAUAA